Molecule: messenger RNA, 597 nt
Organism: Leptosia nina
Lineage: Eukaryota; Metazoa; Arthropoda; Insecta; Lepidoptera; Pieridae
Source: the annotation of a GenBank genome assembly
AUGACUACCACUGGGGAACAAUUAACUUUAGCACGGGACAUCAAGAGGGCAAUAGAAUUACUUGAAAAAUUACAACAAAGUGGCGAAGUACCUGCGACGAAACUUGCAGCUCUACAGAAAGUCCUACAAAGUGACUUCCUUAAUGCUGUAAGAGAAGUUUAUGAACAUGUGUAUGAGACUGUAGACAUACAGGGAUCAGCUGAUAUUCGUGCGUCGGCGACAGCAAAAGCGACGGUGGCCGCUUUCGCAGCAGCAGAGGGACACGCUCAUCCCAGGGUUGUCGAGCUUCCAAAAACAGAAGAGGGUCUUGGUUUCAAUGUUAUGGGUGGCAAAGAACAAAACUCACCAAUAUACAUUUCGCGAAUCAUUCCUGGCGGGGUCGCUGAUCGCCACGGUGGACUAAAGAGAGGAGAUCAAUUGUUGUCAGUUAAUGGUGUAUCAGUCGAGGGAGAGAAUCAUGAAAAGGCUGUAGAGUUAUUAAAGCAAGCUGUAGGAUCUGUGAAACUUGUUGUACGUUAUACUCCUAAAGUGCUAGAAGAAAUGGAAAUGAGAUUUGAUAAACAAAGAACCGCUCGCAGACGUCAAAAUUAUAACUAA